Molecule: messenger RNA, 1761 nt
Organism: Naegleria gruberi
Lineage: Eukaryota; Heterolobosea; Eutetramitea; Acrasida; Naegleriidae
Exons: 1
Coding region: 110-1579 (489 amino acids)
Cellular component (GO): endoplasmic reticulum membrane
Source: RefSeq, a predicted model, not a curated record
AAACAAAGAACGAGUUUGCUCGAACUACCCCUGACCUCAAUUCCAAAGUUUCUCCUCAAUCAGAAUUUGAUAUUGUUGUAUAAAUAGGAGUUGUAUAGAGUUUGUAAAAAUGAUUAGUAAAGCUGUUGAUAAUACGAACAGUGGAGUGGAGGUUGUUUCUGAAGCUAGUUUGAAAGGAAAGGUAGUUGAUCAGUCUACUGCUUCAGUUUCUUCGGAUUCUUCAGAGACGAAAUCAUCUUCUUCAUCAUCGGAUGAGUUUAGAGUCAAUCCAGAUAAGAAGGAUACAUUGAUAGGAAAGUUUCCCUAUCCACCACAAUCAAGAAAAUCACUACUGGAAAUGAAAAGUAGUGAAGGUUUUUUGAAUUUGUUUGGAUUAUUGUUGGUUGUUUGGUCUGGAAAUGUAAUGUAUCAUAAUUGGAGACAGAGUGGGCAACUGAUUGACUUUACUUUAUUGUUUACAAUGUUGAAAGGUGUGCAUUUUGUAAUUGGAUAUUGGUUUUCAAUAGUUGCAUUUUCUUUGAUUUAUUCAGUGUUAUCUGAGUUUAUUCUUAUUCAAUUUGCUCAAAAGAAGAGAUUGUCUCCUUUUUGGGAUGGAAUUAAUUGUACAAUUUAUGCACUUGCACAAUUGACUAUGUUUGCAGUUCCUACUUGGAUAGUUUUCAACACUGAUAGUAUGAGUCCUUUGUGUAGAUCUGCUCUUGGUUGUCAAACAGUUGUAAAUAGUUUCAAAAUGCAUAGUUAUUUCAUCACGAAUAGAUAUUUCAGAGAGGAAAUUGUCUAUGAAGGGAAAUACGCUCAAAAUGGAAACAAGCCGAUUUUCAAUAAUCGUUAUGAGAAGAUUAGGUGUGAGUCCUAUUCACAUUGGGAAAGAUUGUACUGGUUGGUGUUUGACUUUGUAGAGUAUGUGAGAAUUCCAAGUUUGGUCUAUGAAAUAGAAUUUCCAAGAACUGAUAAGGUUGAUUAUCGAUAUGUGGCAAGAGAAUAUGGUGGAGGUCUAUUGAUUUGCCUUGUAAUGUAUCUCGUUAUUCAAAGACACAUCUCACCAUUCUUACAGGAAAUUGAGACCUACGAUUGGUAUGAUUUGAUCAUUAAUUUGACCAUUCCUUCCAUGAUAAUUUGGAUGCUGACAUUCUAUUGUGUCUUUCACUGUUUUAUGAAUGCAACUGCAGAGAUGGUUAGAUAUGCUGAUAGAGAAUUCUAUCUCGAAUGGUGGUCUGCAACCAGUGUCUCUCAAUAUUGGAGAUUGUGGAAUAGACCAGUUCUCAAAUUCAUGUCCAGACACAUCUAUGUGGAGAGUAUGAGACGAGUCAAGGGAUUCAACAAAUUCUGGGCUGCCACAUCAACAUUCUUUGUCACUGCCGCCUUGCAUGAAUUUGUACUAAUCUACACUUUUAGAGUCUUCAGACCAUACUUCUUCUGCAUGGUCAUUUCUCAAAUUCCACUCUUCUACGUUACAGAAAAAGUCAAAGGAACUCGUUUCGGAAAUGUAAUUCUGUGGUUUGGUUACAUGUUAUGUUUCCCAUGUAUGGAAUUAUUAUACUUUAGAGCUUCUCUUCGUGAAAGAGGUCCAAACUUUUAAUAUGUUCCCUGUUCAAUGGUAUAAUACAACUCAAUUCCAAGCACUACUCACCACACAACACAAGAAUUGAAAUAACAUAUUUUGUGAUAUUCAAUGAACUUGGAACUUUUGUAAAAAUUGUAAAUAGCAACAGAUUUGAUUCAACUCAAUAAAAACCAAUACAAAAAAAUGAGUUCCUUCCU